CUCUACUCAGCUGAUUAACACAUUGAUUUUCCCUCACUUUAUACAAACGAACAAUUUCUACACGUUCUAGAGUAUUCAAGAUCAUGUUUUAGCAUCUAAAGCUCCCAACGUGGAAACAAUUAAAAGUUAGAGAAAUCUAAAUCAGCAUGUUACAGAGUUCAAACCUUAGUCUUAUAUAUUCAGCUCAGGGGAUGGAAUCUGAUGAGAACAUAUCUAGGUCUGGAAUAGAUUGUUCCUACUCCAGGUUUAGGAAACCGGACGACUGACAAAGAAAACAAUGCGCUUUUCGCCCUAAUAAACACAAUACUUUAAACUUAAGUGAUUUAGGAAAAAAAUUCUUUCCUAAAAAACCUCCCUAGUGAAGUUAGAAAAGUGCUUUUAAAGCUUUCUAACUAGUUUCUCCUGGUUUAUCUUGGUGUCGAAUAUCAGUCUUGAAAUUGCAAGAAUUCAGUUCUUGAAACUUUGUACUCCGGGUCGGAGGCAUGGUUCACCACUUCGGAAAGGUUUUGACGGAGGAGGAGGAGCAGGGACUUAAUGAGAGUCCGUCCAGUGAGAGGUUGUUGGGAUACAAAUACUGUGAGGUGAUGACUGAAUCUAUUCCGGAGAAAAAGAAUUCUAUCACUAGUAUCUCAUCCUUCUCAAGGACUAGCAAUGAUCUGCAGACACAACGUAGUAUUGAGAAGGACAUGGUCGUCCUCAACCCUGGUACAGAGGACGAGAUCGAGGUGUGGGGGUACAAGAGGAACCCUUUCAAGGAGUUCUUGACCCUCCUGGUUGUGAUCUGUAGCUUUGGUAUGGUUGGAUUGUUCCUGUACUGGGUUGAACACUACAGGCUCUACUGUACAUCUUCUCUUUGUUCUCUUAGAGAUGCAACCAGUGUUCUUAUUGUGGACAGCUACAAGGGGAUCCAUAUCACGAGGUAUGUCAAGAAAGUGAAGACGAUCAGACACGAGGACGAGGAUAUUCUUAUACCAGUUCAGGGAACAGCGGACUUCAAGAAUGUGAAUACAAUCCGGUUUUUUAACAUAAAGAAACGAAAAUAUAUUUGGAGUAACGAGGAUAUGAAGUUUGUUGAAUGUCAGGGGAUGGAUAAAAAUAUCCGUCUGGUUCAGCUACACAGCUACUCUGCUGGCAUCUCGGAGCAGGAGUCGGAGAUGAGGAGAACCCUGUACGGAGAUAAUGAUAUCAAGGUUCCGGUUCACUCGAUCCCUGUUCUCCUGGUCAAGGAGAUCUUGACUCCGUUCUACGUGUUCCAGGUGUUUAGUGUAUGCUUCUGGUACGCUGAUGAUUACUGGUUGUAUGCCUCUGCUAUUCUGUUAACCAGCUUGAUAAGCUUGGGUGCAGCACUGUACAAUACUAGAACAAACCAACAUAAUCUUAGAGAUACCAUCAUCAGCAGCGAAUCCGUUAUCGUCUUUCGUCCGGACGGAUCCAAGGAGACGAUCAUGUCCAAGGAUCUGGUUCCUGGAGAUCUUAUCGAGGUCCCUGAUCAUGGUUGUCAGAUGCACUGUGAUGCAGUAUUGGUUGAGGGUCAGGCAAUCAUGAAUGAAUCCAUGUUGACGGGGGAGAGUGUCCCCAUCACUAAAACCAGCGCCGUCAACGAGGACGAGAGAUACAACAGCAAGGAGCAUGAGAAGCACACCUUGAAAUGUGGAACCCAGGUUAUCCAGACUAGGAAGAAGAAGGAUCAAAUCGUUAAAGCAGUUGUAAUCAGAACCGGAUACUUGACUACUAAAGGAGAUCUGGUUCGAUCCAUCCUGUAUCCUCCUCCAGUGGACUUCCAGUUUGAAUCUGACAGCUACAAAUUUGUUAUAUUCCUAGCGUGUGUUGCUACGGUGGGAAUGAUCUAUACGCUAGCUAAGAUGGUUAUUAUUGGAGAGGAUGGAAGUACUAUUGUUCUAGAAGUCUUUGAUUUGAUAACUAUAGUUGUACCUCCUGCUCUUCCAGCUGCUAUGACCAUAGGAAUAGUUAUUGCUCAGCAAAGGUUGAAGAAGAAGAAUAUAUUCUGUAUAUCUCCGAGAACAAUUAAUGUGGCAGGAUCUAUAAAUUGUGUCUGUUUCGAUAAGACUGGAACCAUUACAGAGGAUGGGAUGGAUAUGUGGGGAGUUAUUCCUUGUCAGACAGGACUAGAAACUGUUCUCCAUGAUAAUAAUAAAACUGAGAGAGAGUUUUCCGAGCCUACCAGGAACAUCUCUGACCUGAAGACAGAAAGUAAGAUGUUGGUCGGGAUGGCAGUUUGUCAUGAGUUGAAUGUGAUCGAAGGAGAGACUAUGGGAGAUCCACUGGAUGAGAAGAUAUUUGAAUCUACUAAAUGGAGUUUAGAACAGGACGGAGAUGAACAGAAUCAAGUGGAUCAGUUAUUGAUGCCCUAUGUGAAAUCUCCUCUGUGCCAGGAUGAAUCCGUUCUACAGGCAGCUCCGCAGAGAUUGUUCCAGUUCAGCUCCGACAACCAGUGCAUGUCCGUGAUCUGUCGUGUGUUCCAGGAGGAGCUGGAGGGAGGGUUCACCGAACCACAAUGUAUCAUCUUCUGCAAAGGGAGUCCGGAGAAAAUUGGAAAAAUUUGUAAACCUGAAACCAUUCCCCUGGAUUAUGCUGAAACUCUGGAUAAAUAUGCUAGUUUUGGAUACAGGAUUAUAGGUAUAGCCUGUAGAUAUAUUCCAACCAAUCUGACAAAGCUUGGAAAAUUGAACAAGAUGCUGAGAUCAGAGAUAGAAUCUGAUUUAACCUUCCUUGGUCUGAUUAUCCUGGAGAAUAGGAUUAAACCGGUCAGCGCAACUGUAUUUAAGGAACUUCACGGAGCUAAUAUACGUCCUGUAAUGGUUACAGGAGAUAAUAUAUUGACUGCUGUGAGUGUGAGUAGAAACUGUGGAUUACUACAGGAUGGAGAUAAACUUAUCCGAGUUGUUGCUUCUCAGGACGGAGAUAAUCAUGUAAUCAAGUAUCAUGUUAUAGCAGAGGAUGGAACUCCACUAGAGGAGAGCAAGGACAGAAAGAUUAAUAUUGACAACUCAUAUCAUUUUGCUUUGGAUGGGUUUACAUUUGAUAUCAUUGCUAAACAUUACAAAGAGGAACUUUUGCCCUACAUAGCUCGGCGUGGAACCGUGUUUGCGAGGAUGCGUCCUGAUAUGAAGCAGGAGCUGGUUGAAACCCUCCAGGAUCUGGGAUAUUUUGUAGGGAUGUGCGGAGACGGAGCUAAUGAUUGUGGAGCAUUGAAAGCCGCUCAUUCAGGGAUAUCCUUGUCAGAAUCUGAGGCCAGCGUAGCUUCUCCCUUUACGUCUAAGACCCCGGAUAUAUCAUGUGUUCCACAGCUUAUCCGAGAGGGUAGAGCAGCGCUAGUGACAUCAUUCGGGAUAUUCAAGUACAUGGCAGCCUAUUCCAUAACUCAGUUUGUCUCUGUCAUGAUUCUAUACGAGAUAUUUUCUAAUCUCUCAGAUACUCAGUUUCUCUACAUCGAUCUCUUCGUGAUAACAACACUGGCAGCUUUCUUUGGACUUAACCGAGCAUACGAAGGUCGACUGGCCAGCUCACCUCCUGAAAACUCUUUAAUAUCCCCCCUUCCUCUCUUCAGUCUUAUUUGUCAGCUAGCCAUAGUAACCGCUUUCCAGGUGCUAGCUCUACGGUUUACCCAGAUGCAAUCCUGGUUUGUGGAGUUCAACGAUGAGGAAGCUUGCUUUAACGGUACUAUAGCAGAAGAUAACUUUAACAGUUCUGGACUCCUGGAUUUGGAAAAAUGUACUGCUGACGAAAGUCCUGUAGCUUGUUAUGAGAACUAUGCUAUAUUUAGUGUUUCACAGUUUCAAUACAUCAUCCUGGCGAUAUCCUUCGCUAAGGGGGCUCCGUACAGGACGCAUCUCUUUUAUAAUAUCCCUCUUUUGGCGGAUAUUGUUGUACUUACCUCCUUCUCUUUAUAUUUAACCAUUUCACCACACGUUGUCUUCAUAUCUGGGUUUAUUACAGGAUUUGAACUGUUUCAUCCCCCUGAAGAGUUUAUGAACUUCAGGUUGGAGCUCAUUGGUCUGGCUGCAGCUAAUCUUGUAGCCAGUGUGUUCUGUGAGUUGGUUGUAGCAGAUAUCCUAGUUAAGAAGAUUAUAAAGAAGAAGAAUCAGUUCUAUGAUAGACUGGAAAAGGAGCUGAAGAAUAAACCUGACUGGCCUCCUCUCUCCGAUUCCUCCGCCACGUCCGCACCUCCCACUUUCGUUGCUGAGAUCUCCAACCGUAACCACGUUAUUAUAACAGAGAAGGGAAUAUCAGAUCCCUCGGAUGCAUUUGACAAUUUAUUCUCAACUCCGCCCAGUGCUUCUCAUAAAUCCGCCGCAGUUCUACUCAAUCCUCCGCCUUACAGUCCUAGGAAGGAGCCGAAUGGAGUGUUGGUCAACCUGAAACCUACCGAAGGAGUAGAUUCCAACAGUUCAACUCCUUACAAAAAACCUGAAUCCUCAACAACCUCUACUCCGGGUCUUACUGAGACUGAUAGCUCCGUGUCUAUCAGUAAGUUUGCCAGCUGUAACAGUAUCCUGGAGGAGAAUGGAGAAGGAAACCAGGAUUUGAACCAGGAAAGCUGUCUUGUUAGCUCUCCAAACAAAUUUCGGUGACAUUCAGAAAACUGGUAUUUUAAAAAUAUAUAUAAUCAUUAUAA
Molecule: messenger RNA, 4636 nt
Organism: Eurytemora carolleeae
Lineage: Eukaryota; Metazoa; Arthropoda; Copepoda; Calanoida; Temoridae
Product: probable cation-transporting ATPase 13A3
Exons: 8
Coding region: 483-4592 (1369 amino acids)
Biological process (GO): polyamine transmembrane transport; intracellular calcium ion homeostasis
Cellular component (GO): membrane
Molecular function (GO): ATP hydrolysis activity; P-type transmembrane transporter activity; ATP binding
Source: RefSeq, a predicted model, not a curated record